UGACGACCAUUACCAGUAGCCAGCCAUAAAGAUGGAUAUGGAUAUGAAUGCAAUUCUUUGUGGAAGAAAUCCAAUCAGUCGUCUCCAGGAGAUAUGUCAGCAAUGGGCGCUGCCUCCUCCUGUCUACAGAGAAGCUUCGGGUACCUACAGCCAGUUUGGUAGUGAGGUUACCUUCACAGUGGAGGGCAGCACGGUCACCUUCAACGGAAUGGGCAGGAAUAAAAAGAUGGCCAAGACCAGAUCUGCUGAGGAGGCGCUGAUAUUCCUGGCAGCCACUAAGCCUCACUUGUUGGAGCAUCCCCCCCCUCCUGAUCCUGAGAUGUUAGACGAAGCCUUAUCUGAGAUACGUUUGAAAGCUCAGGCCAAUAAGCAGCGAUCAGAGCCACUGGACAUGCGAGCCUUGGCCAGGGAAACUGAGGAACUGAGUCAUGUGAGGGUUAACUUGGACCUGAGCAAGUUGAUCCAGCAAAGCAGGACAAGGCUCGGACUCAGUCAGAAAGAGUUUGCUGCUAGAAUUAACGAGAAACCAAUUGUGGUCAUUGAUUACGAAGGUAGUCGAGCCAUCCCCAACAAUCAGAUCCUUGUUAAGAUGGAGAGGACGUUGGGAGUGCACUUGAUAGGGGAGAGAGCUGGUCAACCCAAGGUACUGGGCAGAGGAAGCAAGAGGAGAGCUGCUCAAUAACUCAGACAAUCACUUGAACAUUAACUACAUGUACACAUCUUUUUGUUUCAAAGAAUAUAAAAACACAGCAAAAAAAAUUGUUAUGAGAACUCUC
Halichondria panicea is the source of this 776-nucleotide messenger RNA. RefSeq lists its product as uncharacterized. Gene Ontology annotation, molecular function: DNA binding. Bases 32 to 682 code for a protein of 216 amino acids. NCBI's taxonomy places the organism in Eukaryota, Metazoa, Porifera, Demospongiae, Suberitida, Halichondriidae. Gene Ontology annotation, cellular component: nucleus. The transcript is spliced from 6 exons. The record is from RefSeq and is a predicted model, not a curated record.